ACCACACAUUAGCAUCUUGGACACUUAACAAUGCUCUUUCGAAUUUGCGGCCUCAUUCUUACAAGCAUCGAGAUCUUGCAAGUUUAUCUGGCUGUUUCUCAUUCCAACAAGACAAGAUGUCUCCCAAGGAGCAAACUCAGUCGUUGGAGACUGGUACAAAGCGAGUUAGAAAGGGUACAAAGAGAAGCCGUGCAGGAUGCUUGACGUGCAAAUUUCGAAAAGUCAAAUGCGAUGAAGUGAAGCCAGAAUGCACUCGUUGCGAGACUUUUGGUAUCAAGUGCGACGGCUACGAACAUCCUAAGUCAAAAGCCUCACUUCCGAAAUCUCAGAAGAGGCUUUCAUCGUCAGCAUCGAAGCUUCUCCCCGCCCCCGAAUCGACUGUGAGACAUGACACGGAGCUUGAACAGAGAAAUUUCCAUGUCUUCCAGACGGAACUAGUGGCCGGCUUACCAAGUUCAUUCGACUGCAGCUUCUGGAACAAUUUCAUCAUGCAAGGAUGUCAAGACGAGCCCUUCAUAAUGAAAGCAGUAACAGCAUUGAGUUCCUUCAGCACCGCUAAGACUCUCGCGCAGUCUGACAGCCAUGGAGAAGCAAGGUCCAGCGCUAUGGUAGCAGCGCAUAUGGAGUUUGCCUUUCUAGAGUACGACAAAGCACUCCAUCUCAUGGCCACUACACUCAAGGACCAACCAUCUCCAAGGAAGGCACUGAUGAUGUGUCUGUUAGUCUGUUGCUUCGAAAGUAUGGCUGGAAACACAUUGGCAGCAAUCGAUCAUGCGAGGAGUGGACAGAAGCUACUGGACGAAUGGAUGAUAGGCCACUCAUACUCAAAAGGAGUUGGGAACGAUACAAACUCUCCGACUAACGAAAUUCUGGAGGAAGAGGUCAUGAAAGCAGCGGCGUUCUUCGGGCAUCAAGUGGGGUUAUCUGAUACGAGACAGAUAGAAGACAUCUCUGAAAGCUAGAAGAGGUGGAGUUGUUGCAGCACCUCCUAUCCAUUCCACGAUCAUCGACAAGCCACGACCGGCAUGCAAGCAAUACGUGCUCCGACUAUCGAGGUCUGCGACUAGUGACGCCCAUAUUAUCAAGGAACCUCGCACUGGUGGCUUAGAUUUUGCAAGAUAUCUAGGCGUGGGAUCUGGCUACUCAGGACUCAACCACUUUCGUAUUUGAAGGACAGUGUAUUGCCAUAUCGCCAAAUCGUGCAAGAAAUCGUGCAAGCGAAGAGACACAUCUACACCAGAUAAUAUUCCUUAGAGAUGGCAAGCAUAUCUCCAUCACGCAGAAUGAUAGUGCUGCUGAAGUCCUUGGUGCAAUGAUCAGAUUUGAGCGAGAAGUAGUGAGAAUACCCAGCUACGGAGAAACUGAGAAACUCAAUAUCAUACCGAAAGAGCCAAAAAGUGGGAGGAUAGAAGGACAUUUGGUUCUAGAACACGAUAGAAUCAGCCUGCCAGGCCUGUAAAUACCCACUAAGAAUCACCGGUAGAUGACCAAACGGUGUGUGAGUCUUUACCGACAAAUUGGUCAAUACUUAUGAUCCAAUUUGCUUGCAAACCACUUGGGACAGCCUGAUUAGUUUCUGGCUGUAUCUAGGUCAGUCACUUUGAGAUAAUGCAGUACGCAGUCUGAUAAUAGCCUAUAAAUAUACAUCACGUAGCAUGUAUAGCUUCACAUCAUUCUUGUCUGUUGUUUAUACACUGCUG
Molecule: messenger RNA, 1700 nt
Organism: Cadophora gregata
Lineage: Eukaryota; Fungi; Ascomycota; Leotiomycetes; Helotiales; Ploettnerulaceae
Exons: 2
Coding region: 117-962 (281 amino acids)
Biological process (GO): regulation of DNA-templated transcription
Molecular function (GO): DNA-binding transcription factor activity, RNA polymerase II-specific; zinc ion binding
Source: RefSeq, a predicted model, not a curated record